This is a messenger RNA of Paraphaeosphaeria sporulosa, 1295 nucleotides long. Its product is annotated as DUF1749-domain-containing protein. The transcript has a single exon. The record is from RefSeq and is a predicted model, not a curated record. Bases 301 to 1254 code for a protein of 317 amino acids. Lineage: Eukaryota; Fungi; Ascomycota; Dothideomycetes; Pleosporales; Didymosphaeriaceae.
UCCGAACCUUCUCCCCACGCCCACACCGUCCCAAUUCAACAGCCGUCAGUUGUCUCAGGCUCCUCGCAAGCUUAGAAACGAGCAAGAGCUAGCAUAUACGGCACGUGGCCAACCUCGCACGCAAAGCUUAACAAGGUCAAACGCCUAACACCUCAUCCUUCACAUUUCCCACUAUCCCCUCAACAACGACCCUUCGUAGUUCACGCUAGUUCCUGCGAGACGCUGCCUGCUCGCACGUGCAAAUCGUUCGGAAGGGCAGAUCACCAUCUCCGUACAUAACCUAAAACCCCACCGCCCAACAUGGCCCAGAACGGAACCUUCCACCCCGGCACCCUUCACCUCUAUACCCCCUCUCUGACGGCCUUCGAGCACAGACCCCCGCCCCUAAACCCCAACUGCUCAGUGUCCUCCUCCUCCACCCCUCAGAACACGAUCCUCUUCAUCGGCGGCCUCGGCGAUAGCCCCCUCACAGUGCGCUACCCGACCCUCCUCUCCCGCACCGUCCCACCCCACUGGACUAUCGCCGAGGUAACUCUCACCUCCUCUGCUGCCGGCUGGGGCACAUCUACGCUCUCCCGAGAUGCCGCCGAGCUCGGGGAAUGCGUCGCUUAUUUCAAGAAGAUGCGGCCAAGCGGGAAGAUCGUGCUCAUGGGACACUCGACGGGGUGCCAGGAUGUGAUGGAGUACCUUGUCGGGUUGUCCAGCUCCAGCCGUCCAGCUAUUGAGGGUGCGAUUCUGCAGGCGGCCGUGAGUGAUCGGGAGGGCUGGGAUACCAUCGUCUCUGAUGAUGCAUCUUUGAAGGAGAGCCUGGAGAAGACGGUGGCGAUGGCAGGCGCGUGGGUCGCGCGUGGGGACGGCGAUGCGAUUCUGCCCAAGAAGGGCAACAAAGUCCUGGAAAUGUUCGACAGCCCGUGUACGGCGUACCGCGCGCAUUCGUUGCUUGCGAAGGGUGGGGAUGAUGAUUAUUUCAGCACGGACUUGUCGGACGACACGCUGAAAGGCACAUUUGGCAAGAUUCCGGCACGGACGAAAGCGAUGUUUCUGUGGGGGAGUAGGGAUCCGUAUAUCCCUGGCCAUGUGGAUCAAGAGGGGACGCUGAAGAGGUGGGCGAGGAUCGUGAGGGAAGGGGGUGGGAAUGUGGAUGAGGCGAACGGCGGUGUGGUGCGGGGGGCUACGCAUAACUUGAAUGACGAUGCGGAAGAUAUUGUCCAGGAUCUCGUGGGAAGGGUGGUAAGGUUUAUCAAGGAACUGUAGAGAACCCGAAUACUGGAGCGCGUGGAAAUACAAAUCACACA